UUUUAUUGAACAAAAUAGUAAUAGCAAUAGUCCUUGAUUUGUAUGAUAUAGAAGUGCAAAGUAGUGGAAGUUUUAAGUGCCUCGUUCCGCCCUCAAUGGCCAAGUUUUGGCCUCACUUUGCAUGUGCUUUGGCAUUGUGCUUGAUAAUCAACAAUGUAGCUGCCGACGUUGACCCUUAUGGUGCUCCACCGCUUGACAAUUAUGCGUCACCUCCACCUCCUCCAUAUGUUUACAAAUCACCAUCGCCUCCGCCAUAUGAGUACAAGUCUCCACCACCUCCUCCGUACGUUUAUAGCUCUCCGCCUCCGCCUCCAUAUGAGUACAAGUCUCCACCACCUCCUCCGUACGUGUACAACUCUCCACCACCACCUCCAUACGAGUAUAAGUCACCACCUCCUCCUCCUUAUGUUUACAAAUCACCUCCUCCACCUCCAUAUAAGUACAAGUCACCUCCACCUCCUCCGUAUGUUUACAAAUCACCUCCUCCCCCUCCAUACGUCUACAAGUCUCCUCCUCCACCUCCAUAUGAGUACAAGUCACCUCCUCCUCCUCCUUAUGUUUACAAAUCACCUCCUCCCCCUCCAUAUGAGUACAAGUCACCUCCUCCUCCUCCUUAUGUCUACAAAUCACCUCCUCCCCCUCCAUAUGAGUAUAAGUCACCACCACCUCCUCCAUACGUCUACAAGUCACCUCCUCCUCCUCCAUAUGUUUACAAGUCACCUCCUCCUCCUCCAUAUGUCUACAAGUCACCUCCACCUCCUCCUUAUGUUUACAAAUCACCUCCUCCCCCUCCAUAUGAGUACAAGUCACCUCCUCCUCCUCCUUAUGUCUACAAAUCUCCUCCUCCCCCUCCAUAUGAGUACAAGUCACCACCACCUCCUCCAUACGUCUACGAGUCACCUCCUCCUCCUCCAUAUGUUUACAAGUCUCCUCCUCCUCCAUAUGUCUACAAGUCACCUCCACCUCCUCCAUAUGUUUAUGAGUCACCACCUCCUCCUCCAUACAUGUAUAAGUCUCCUCCUCCACCUCCAUAUGUUUACACGUCACCGCCACCACCUCCAUACAUGUACAAUUCACCACCACCUCCCCCAUAUUACAAGUAAACUCUGGUCUUCCCCCAUUAAAAGGUCGUCGCCUUUGUCAUCACCUCCACCUCCUCAAACUUCCAGGUCUCCUCCUCCACCAUCUAGAUCCCGUGCGACAGCAUAUUACUACAUUAGCAUUUCCUUUACUUGCCUUACAGUCAUUUGGUUUGUCUAAUAUCGAUGCAUAUGCUUGUUGUUGAUGUAAUAAGAGAAAGGCUAGCCAUUACUACCUAAAGCAAUCACUACUUGGUUUUCAGUAAACCCUAGUGAUUACUUAGGGUUGGGGUUUGAUUAUGUUCUCAAUCAACUUUAAUUUAUAUUAAUGAUUUA
This is a messenger RNA of Hibiscus syriacus, 1415 nucleotides long. RefSeq names its product extensin-2-like. Bases 96 to 1103 code for a protein of 335 amino acids. NCBI's taxonomy places the organism in Eukaryota, Viridiplantae, Streptophyta, Magnoliopsida, Malvales, Malvaceae. The transcript has a single exon. The record is from RefSeq and is a predicted model, not a curated record.